ACAUGUCGAUUUUAAAGGCAAGCGUGAACAAACAUACACAACAAUGGCGGAGUAUAUGGUACUGUUGUUGCUGCUCAAGAUUUUGCUAACACUUCUUCAGCAAAGUGUGGAUUUAAUUCACCAAUAUUACAGCCAACAGCAGAGACGCAUCAUAUACGACAUGUAAUCGUCACUUCCCUAAAGGUGCUGAACUGUCUCCUCUGUCUGAGAAAAAAAGAAGUUGAAAUGAAGAAAGAUACUGCGCCCAAAAAGAAGUUGAUGUCCUGUGAGGAGAAGAGGACUCAUUUGUCCAGGAUGCAGCAGAAGUCGUCUUGUCCUCAACAGUGGAAGAACGCAGAGGAGAAGCUGCAGAAAGAACUUCUAGAAGCUGAGGCUUCAGAGAGCAAGGAGAAGAUGAUAAAGUUACACACAGAGACGCUGAACAUUGUGUUCCUCAUCUACUUCAGAAUACUGAAGAAAGCUCAGAAGCCCAUCUUACUCCCCUCCGUUUUAGAAGGUCUUGCAAAGUUUGCUCAUUUGAUAAACUUGGAGUUCUUGGAUGAUUUGUUGGUGGUGCUGUACGGCCUCAUCACAUCAGGUGAUCUGACGUAUCGCAAGAGCCUUCACUGCAUCCUCACAUCCUCUCAGGACAAGAGACACUUUCACCCCGUGGUGAGGAAGUUUGCCGCUCAUCUGAUGAAAGGCGCUCCUAGUGAAGGGUCAGGAGCUCUCAGCAUGGAGCUCAGCAGAAAGACUCCAGUGCAGCUGUUUGAAGACUACAGUGUUAAAGACAUGAGCUUCAAUCCUUCUGUUUCAGGGCCUCCCUCAAAGAAAAAGGAACAUUUCACAAUCGGUGAUGCGUUUUUAGAUUCAGAGCUGAAGACCCAGAUUGACGCUGCUCUUCAAAACGCGAGCGAGCAGACGAGUCUAGACUUCACAUCACAGCAGGAAACCAAUGAAUGAAUGUAAAUUAAG
Messenger RNA from Cyprinus carpio (common carp), 954 nucleotides. RefSeq names its product nucleolar complex protein 3 homolog. Gene Ontology annotation, molecular function: chromatin binding. The record is from RefSeq and is a predicted model, not a curated record. Bases 226 to 942 code for a protein of 238 amino acids. Gene Ontology annotation, biological process: DNA replication initiation. Gene Ontology annotation, cellular component: nucleolus. The transcript is spliced from 9 exons. Lineage: Eukaryota; Metazoa; Chordata; Actinopteri; Cypriniformes; Cyprinidae.